AUGGUUUUCAAAUUGUUUGCCGCUUUACUAUGGAAAAAUGAGCGGCGAUACAAUCGUCUCGUUGUAGAACCAACAAUGAACAAUGAUUCCACUAUACAAUACACUUUGAGUAUUCGAUUUCAACUUAACGAGAACAUCCGAUCAAUGAAGCUGCUACAAACUAUGGUGUUCUUCUGUACGGUAUCGAACUUCUUUUGCUUUCUGCUCGUGGCUGGAGUUCAUAUCGAUUGGAUGCACCUUGGUUCUGACGUCAUCGCUCAUUAUUUGGACGCCAUCCUUAACCUCUAUAUUGUUAUAUAUGCUGCCUUGAUACCUAUUAUCGGUCGGUUCUUUGACGAGCAGAAGAUUCUUCCGGAGCGCACGACUGCUGAGGAAGGCCACAUCUAUUUUGUCAAUCUGCAAAAGCAAUGGAAUGCGACUGGUCCUGCGAAAAAAUCGAAAAGAAAAUAA
This is a messenger RNA of Cooperia oncophora, 450 nucleotides long. The record is from the annotation of a GenBank genome assembly. NCBI's taxonomy places the organism in Eukaryota, Metazoa, Nematoda, Chromadorea, Rhabditida, Trichostrongylidae.